AUGGCGUCCCACAGACACCUUUACUGGUGGAUGUGCGUGGGCUGCGUGGUCUUGUCCGUUGUCCUUACAGCCUUUCCGGCAAACCGAUGGAGUUGGCAUCCCCAGGAGAACAGCGAAGAGUCUGGGUCCAUGGAUGUGAAUUCCAUCAACAAGGGCAGUUUCACGGUAGCUGUCUCUGCUGCUUUCUCCGAGGCAGAGUGUGAGGAGCUGCUCCGCUUGGCCGGGCCUGGAGAGGAGGCAUUGGUUUCUGGAAAUCAAGGUCCCGGAUAUUUCAAAGAGGAGGUGCGUGUGGCGAAGAUGUAUACCGUGAAUCCAGAUGAUGCUAGGUUUCAAUGGGUGUUCAAGCGUCUUUGGCAGAUUGCGACCGAAACAAACCGGUUGCACUGGAAGCUGGGACGCUUGAAGUUCAUGGAACCACUGAAUCUGGUGAGCUAUACUGCCGCAGAAGAUGGUGAUGUCAAUGGCCACUAUGAUUGGCAUGCAGACUUGAUGCCUGGUGCUGAAUCGGAGGGGCGACUGCUAUCUCUCUCCGUCCAGCUCUCCAGGGGGAGUGACUAUCAGGGAGGUGCCCUGGUCGUCGGCACCGAGGAGUCCUCGCGUGGCCUGGGCGACGCAGUGACAUUUCCCUCUUACAUGGCUCACUGUGUUCUCCCAGUCUCCAAGGGAGUCAGGCACGCUUUGGUUGCCUGGGUGCGUGGCCGGGUGAACAGCGACCUGGCAGAUGCUGCACAAGCUGCGCACCGACGCGCCAUCGCCGAUGGCUCCAAGUCGCUGAAGAUCGAGCGACCUGCGAAGCGCGCUCAACUGGCUCAGGCAGCUCUCGGCUUGCAGCGCAUCUACGGCAACCACUUGCUACACAUCGGCCGGCACCGGGAGGCGGCCGAUAUGCUGCGCGCCGUGGCGCAGCAGGAUCCUUACAGCCCCGGUGCUUUGAACAACCUGGCAGUGGCAGAGUACCAGCAGGGAAAAUUGCAUGCGGCAAUUGAUGCCCUCCUCUAUGCCGUGAGUCUACGUCCGAACGAUGGCGAAGUGAGAGCAAACCUGGGACGGUUCUUUUUCCUGGAUGGCCGCCUUCCGUUGGGGACGUAUCACUUGGCCACGGCCGUGACUCUUUGGCACCGUUCGGCAAUAAUGCUGUCCCUCUUCUGUAUGACGGCAUACUGUAGCGUGUGCAGUGCAUUUUGGUGCUGCUGCCUGACUGCUCUCGGCUGGCCGAAGCCGCGAUCGUGCGACGACCAGGAGGAGGCAUCCACAGACCCGGACACAUCGGAGGAUCAUGAGCUUGCAACUGCAAAUGUGCAGGAUAAAAAAGGCAGACUGGGCAAGAGCGAGCUCAGCGCUGAGCCAUACGGCCCCAGGCACCAGGCACCGUCAUUCGAGGCUGUGAAAGCCAUAGACAUCGGCAACAUGAAGAAUCCCACCAGGUUCCAGCGCGAGAUCAACAUCGCACAGAAGCUCGACCAUCCCAACGUAGUCAGGCUCUACGAGACGUUCAGAGACGCUCGGAAGAUAUACUUGGUCAUGGAGCUCUGCACGGGUGGAGAACUCUUCGACCGCAUAGUGGACGAGGCGCCAAGCGGGUUUGAUGAAGCACACGCUGCAAAGUACAUACGGCAGAUUCUGUCUGCGAUUUGCUACCUUCAUGCCCACAGGCCACCCCGUGGUGUAGUCAAAAGUACUGAUUGGAAUGGCAGCAGUCGCUCCUUGAGCGUGUUUAAAAAAAAGAAGAUUGCUUCAAAUAAAAAGUGUCAGUGCCGAGUGCUUGGCUCGCUUUGCUUGACAAUGGUUGUGUGCAAGCCGUGUGUGUUGAAGGCGACCGUGGCGUCCCCUCCAUGA
Molecule: messenger RNA, 1836 nt
Organism: Symbiodinium necroappetens
Lineage: Eukaryota; Dinophyceae; Suessiales; Symbiodiniaceae
Source: the annotation of a GenBank genome assembly